This is a messenger RNA of Triticum aestivum (bread wheat), 1482 nucleotides long. RefSeq names its product transcription factor bHLH128. The record is from RefSeq and is a predicted model, not a curated record. Lineage: Eukaryota; Viridiplantae; Streptophyta; Magnoliopsida; Poales; Poaceae. Gene Ontology annotation, cellular component: nucleus. The transcript is spliced from 5 exons. Gene Ontology annotation, biological process: regulation of transcription by RNA polymerase II. Gene Ontology annotation, molecular function: RNA polymerase II cis-regulatory region sequence-specific DNA binding; DNA-binding transcription factor activity, RNA polymerase II-specific; protein dimerization activity. The coding region runs from base 194 to 1141 and encodes 315 amino acids.
UCGCAUAGGAUAGGCCACGCCAAUAUUCCACGCCCAAACACACGCGCAGACCGGCGAGCGAUAGCUGAUAGCCCCGGCCGUCGACGACCCAAGCGCGCCACCCCGUCGAUCAAUCUGCCAGAGUACGUGUCCGGCCGCCCCUCGCCGCAUCCAGCUGCACCGGAAGGGGGCUUAUUUUUGCUAACUGCACGACAUGAGGAGGUUCUUGCCGGCGGGGGCAGGCGAGCCCUCCUCCUCCUCCUCGUCGGGUCCGCACGGGAAGCACGAGGGCAGCGAGGCCGCCGCUGCUGGAGGCGGUCUGCGCUACGGAGGGGGAGACAUCUCGCUGGGGCGCGGCAACGACCUCCUCCACGGCCAGUUUCGCGGCGGCGGCGGCGGCGGAGGGGAGAUGAAGGACGACGGAGCGGACAUGCUGGCCCGGCACAGCAGCUCGCCGGCGGGGUUCUUCUCCAACCUCAUGGUGGAUGACGCAGGAUAUCAUGGCUCGAGAGGCGCCGGAGUAGCUGGUGGCAGCGGCGGCGGCGGCGGCGGCGAAGCACACCGUAACGCCAGCAGCAGCACGAAGAUGAAGUCCCAGCUGAGCUUCACGGCCGGCGGGCCACAGAUCGCUGCCCACCUCUCGCGUAUCUCCGAGGGCGCCUCUUUAUUCCCGGGCGCCGACGUCGUCCGCACCGCUGCGCACCCGGGCGGCGAGCACCCCGUGUCGCGUUCCUUCUCGGCCAGCGGCAGUAGCGGGGGCUUCUCCAUCGUGGGGCCGUGGGAUGAGUCGAGGGAGAUCAUCGGCACCCUCGACCUCGGCGGUUACGAGUCUCAGUUCAGUGGCAUGGCGAGCUCGUCGUCGCUGGAGCUGGCGGGGAUGGACAAGUACAUGCAGGCGCAGCAGCAGGAGGACCAGGUGGCGUUCAAGGUGCGGGCCAAGCGCGGCUGCGCGACGCACCCAAGGAGCAUUGCCGAGAGGGAGCGGAGGACGAGGAUCAGCGACAAGCUCAGGAAGCUGCAGGACCUAGUGCCCAACAUGGACAAGCAAACGAGCACCUCGGACAUGUUGGACCUCGCGGUGGAGCACAUCAAGGGCCUCCAGAGCCAGCUGCAGGCCAUGAAGCACGAGCAGGACAAAUGCACCUGCUGCAACAAGCCUUGAGCAAUUAAGCAGGGGACUAAGAACUGAUCAGCACAACGCAAAGGAUGACACCACCUUUACUCGAGAGAAAUGUACUUGCAUGCAUGGGUAAUACUACUAUUGAUCGAAUAUGAUGCAUGAAUUAGUGCAUGCCAAUGCUAAAUGAGUACAUAGAGCUCGACGGUUCAUACUUUCUCAAGCGGCAAGGUACUGGCAGCCGUUAGCGGAGCUAUAGCCGGCUAUUUGAAACUAUGUGGAUCCUUCAACUGGUUCCCAGUCUUUGGCCAUAAUUAUCUUGAAGCAGGUGGCUGGUAGAUUAGGUACCUCUCCUGUUUCCACGAGAACGUGAAUUUUGGUACUAA